ACCCCGCCGCGCUAUAGUGACUGUAGCCGUGGAGACAGUUACUUACCAACGGGCGCAACACUCAGCAACAGCAGCAGCAGCAUCUGGAAGUCACCGAGUGAGUUGGAGAGAGGGAAAGAGAGCAGUUCCAGGGCAGAACUUUUCUCAAGGCAAAGCAUGCAGAACUCAGAGGCAGCGGCAGACACCCCCACUGGUGUGGCAACGCUGCGGACAUCAUCAUCAGCCCAGGCUCCUGUGGUACAGCCAGUCCCCGCCUCCCAGCAGAGGGUGCUGGUUCAAGCCAUAGGCUCAGCUCAGAAAGGAGGACAAGUAUCAGUAUCCAGGGCCUCCCAGCAGCAGGUGCCACAUGUCUACCAGUCCCAAGUACAAUAUGUAGGAGAAAGCGAGGAAGCUGUUUAUACCAACGGAACUAUCCGAACAGCCUACUCCUACAACCCUGACUCUCAGCUGUAUGGACAAGGUAGCGGAGGGACCUACUUUGACUCCCAGGCUGGUGGAACCCACGUCACCACUGUGGUCUCCUCCGCCAGCAGUGGCGUGCCUCCUCAUGGCAUGGUCGGCAUUGCCAUGGACGUGGGCAGCAGCCACAUCAUCUCCGGUGGCAGCACCUACCUGCUUCAUAGCGGAGGCUUGGACGGAAACCGCAACCACAUCUCACACUCGUCUCGCUCCUCCUCAGCAAUGCUUGAAAUGGCGAUUGAAAACCUCCAAAAGUCUGAAGGAAUUGCCAGUCACAAAAGCAGCCUGCUCAACAGCCAUCUUCAGUGGCUGCUGGACAACUAUGAGACGGCGGAGGGGGUGAGCCUGCCCCGGUGCUCCCUGUAUAACCAUUACCUAAGACACUGUCAGGAGCAGAAACUGGAUCCUGUCAACGCAGCAUCCUUUGGGAAACUCAUCCGCUCAGUCUUUAUGGGCCUAAGGACGCGGCGCCUUGGCACAAGAGGCAACUCCAAGUACCAUUACUAUGGCAUCCGGGUGAAGCCAGAUUCUCCACUGAACCGGCUGCAGGAGGACACCCAGUACAUGGCAAUGAGGCAGCAGCCUGUCCACCAGAAACAGAGGUUUAAGCCUCUGCAGAAGGUGGACAGCAUGUCCGACAGCCUGUGUGGAAGCUCCCAGCACUGCAGCAGCACUCCAGAGCAGUCGGUGGCGGCUCAAAGCCAGCAGCACCAGCAGUAUAUCGAUACGUCUCACUCCUUACCUCCGUUUCCCUCUCUGGACCUGGGCACACAGCCUCUUCCUGAGCACAUGAGCAUGAAUGAUAUUAAAAAGCUGCAGACUCUCUACAGAGGCCACUGUGAGGCUACUUUGGACGUGGUGAUGAAUCUCCAUUUUCACUAUGUUGAAAAUCUGUGGCAGACCUUCUGGAAUUCAACACCGCCAUCUAGUGACAGCAGCACAGCCAUCCCCAGCAGCGAUGAUGACCUGGAGCGUGUGAUUCCCAGAGAAAAGCUUGUAGCUCUGUGUAAAUAUGAGCCGGUCAGGCUCUGGAUGAGGAGCUGCGAUCACAUCCUGUACCAGGCUCUGGUGGAGAUCCUCAUCCCUGAUGUGCUGCGUCCUGUUCCCAGCACUCUCACCCAGGCCAUCAGAAACUUCGCCAAAAGUCUGGAGGGUUGGCUGACGACCGCCAUGACCAGCUUCCCCCAGGAGAUCGUUCGCACCAAGGUGGCAGUGGUGAGUGCGUUUGCUCAGACUCUGAGGCGAUACACCAGUCUGAACCACCUGGCCCAGGCAGCCAGAGCCGUCCUACAGAACACCUCCCAGAUUAACCAGAUGCUCUCUGACCUCAACAGGGUUGACUUUGCAAACGUCCAGGAGCAGGCGUCGUGGGUCUGUCAGUGUGACGAAAGCGUGGUGCAGCGCCUGGAGCAGGACUUUAAGGUCACCCUGCAGCAGCAGAGCUCUCUGGACCAGUGGGCUUCAUGGCUGGAUAACGUGGUCUCUCAGGUCCUCAAGCCUCACCAGGGCAGCCCCAGUUUCCCCAAAGCUGCUCGCCAGUUCCUGCUCAAGUGGUCGUUCUACAGCUCAAUGGUGAUCAGAGAUCUGACUCUGCGCAGCGCUGCCAGCUUCGGCUCAUUUCAUCUGAUCCGGCUGCUUUAUGAUGAGUACAUGUUCUACCUGGUGGAGCACCGUGUGGCUCAGGCCACCGGAGAGACCCCCAUCGCCGUGAUGGGAGAGUUCAGCGACCUGACCUCCAUGAUGCCGUCAUUCAUGGAAAAAGAUGCAUCCUUCUCAGAUGAGAUGAGUAAUUUAGAAAGCGAUGCCGACGUGUCCAGCGGACCCGCUGAACCAGCAGUGAAGAGGGAGAGGAUUGAAAUAAGCCAUCCUCUGCAGGAAGUGUGAGUCCAGUCUGAGCGCAGGCAGAAAGCAGGCUGCUGGAGAUGCAGCAUUUCUUUCUCCUGCAGCAAGUGUGCAAUGUAAAUAGGAGGAGGAAGGGUUCUCCCUUUAGGUUUAUUCUUUUUUUUUUUAAGUCACAGUUGUGUAAGAGAUGUUUUGUUUUUGUUGGAACUGUGAAUUACUUCUGUGCAGUAGCUUCUCAUUAUUAUUGGAUGUGUAACUUUAAAUGGCGGUGUUUGUGGUUCGUCUUUGUUCCUGUUUUGAUUUUGAAAAAAUUGUUUUAGUUGCGCCAUAGUGUCCUUUGAGUGCCUUAGAUUACCUUUGAAAUCACCGCUACAGAUGUCAAUCUGUCCCUCAGCUGUGCCUCAACCGCAGUAUGAAUGUAUCGUCUUCAAACCUCAAACUCUCAGAGCACUUUCUACUCUGGUCUGGUUGUAGUUUUGCUCUCCUUGUUGCCUCUGCUGCUCCUCGUAGCAUUAAAAAGGAAACGGUUAGAAGCUGGAGCUUGAAGCCUACGAACUCAAAGGACUUUUCCUUGAAUUAUUCCCAGCAGCUGCCUCUGUUUGAAGCAGCAGAGAUUAUCAGGGAUUGAAACUCCUUGGAUUUCUACCUUAAAUGUUUCUAUGCUGUGCUCCUUUUGGCUCAAUUACAUAUAUUUAGGGAAAAAACUAUUCUUAGAAAGCUCUCAGGUCACCCAUUGAUCAUAUAAAGAGCCUUGCAAAAGUUUUCAAACCCCUUGAAGUUCUUUAUUACAAUUUGAAGUCAGGCAUAAUUAUAAAGGAUCUGAAAAGAUUGUCUUCAGUCUGCAGGCUUCCUACCAGUUUUGCACAUCUGCAGACAGAAACUUUUUUUAAUUAGCUCAGGCUAUGUCUGAUUGUCAGUAGAGCACAAAUUAACAUUUAAUUCUAAAAAUUCUUAGCUGAAUUUAGAUCUGAACCAGGAUGACCCAAUGACUGUCCUGCUCUUUAGAGGCAUCCCUCCUUCCUCAGCAGGCCAGUUGGAGAAGCGGUUCAGCCAAAGGCUGCAGGGGUUUGACUGAACCAAUCCCGUGGAGCUCUGACUGCUGAACCUCAGAACUAGCCUAGAAUGA
This is a messenger RNA of Cyprinodon variegatus (sheepshead minnow), 3427 nucleotides long. RefSeq names its product regulatory factor X2 (gene rfx2). The record is from RefSeq and is a predicted model, not a curated record. The transcript is spliced from 18 exons. NCBI's taxonomy places the organism in Eukaryota, Metazoa, Chordata, Actinopteri, Cyprinodontiformes, Cyprinodontidae. Gene Ontology annotation, cellular component: nucleus. Gene Ontology annotation, molecular function: DNA-binding transcription factor activity, RNA polymerase II-specific; RNA polymerase II cis-regulatory region sequence-specific DNA binding. Gene Ontology annotation, biological process: regulation of transcription by RNA polymerase II. The coding region runs from base 157 to 2343 and encodes 728 amino acids.